AUGGAAACAUCAUAUCCGUGUACAUGUAAAUUAAAUGAGUCUGUGGAUGCAGCACCUCAAUCUGUAGAAUUAAAGCCUGGAGAGUAUUUAGUCGAACUUUGGGGUGCAAGCGGAGGAUGUAAUACGAAACAACGAAGCGGUAAAGGAGCAUAUGUAUGGAUUCGUCUAAAUCUCGUUGAAUCGAAAAAUUUUACGAUCUUUGUAGCCAGAACUUCGACUUAUUCUAAUAUAACUAUGGUAAAAGGCGGUUGUAACGGUGGUGGUGAUUCACACCAAGGAACAUUCAAUGAUGGUGAGUCUCUGAUAGCCGGCGGUGGUGGUGGAUCUACUUCAAUAGGUCUGUCACUUUUGGACUCCGAUAGAAUUGCUGUUGCCGCUGGUGGUGGGGGUUGUGGGAAUGACUACAAUGGUGGCAACGCAGGUGGGUUAGUUGGCUUUGAUGGGAUAUCACGCACGGGGACUGAACAUAGACGAGGCGCAAGCCAAGAAGGCUCAGGAAUGGGAGGUUAUUAUGGGGGUUAUAGAGCAGAAAAUGGAAAAGUUAAAAAAGGAGGGAAAGGAACAGGAGUAGGUUUCAAUGGUGGUGGUGGUGGAGGGGGAUAUUAUGGAGGAGGUGGGGCAUAUGAGGCAGGUGGUGGUGGCGGAUCUUCGUAUAAAAAGUCAGGUUAUUAUGUUCGAAUUCAAAGUGGAUCAGAAACAUUUCGUUCUCCUAGUGGAAAUGAAGAAACAGGCCACUACGGCAAUGGCUUUGCACGAAUCAAAUUCCUCUCAUACCCAUAUGCAUUUAGUAUUAUUAACGAUAUUGAUUUUCAAUUCAGCAUCUUAUUUUUUAUAGUGUAUAAAUAUUGA
Messenger RNA from Trichomonas vaginalis G3, 849 nucleotides. Its product is annotated as glycine-rich protein family. The transcript has a single exon. The coding region runs from base 1 to 849 and encodes 282 amino acids. The record is from RefSeq and is a predicted model, not a curated record. NCBI's taxonomy places the organism in Eukaryota, Parabasalia, Trichomonadida, Trichomonadidae.